This is a messenger RNA of Xyrauchen texanus (razorback sucker), 3738 nucleotides long. RefSeq names its product dnaJ homolog subfamily B member 6-like. The transcript has 9 exons. Lineage: Eukaryota; Metazoa; Chordata; Actinopteri; Cypriniformes; Catostomidae. The record is from RefSeq and is a predicted model, not a curated record. Bases 505 to 1689 code for a protein of 394 amino acids. Gene Ontology annotation, molecular function: Hsp70 protein binding.
GUGUUUCUAUGGGGCUAACAGGCAUGUUAAAACUGCACCGCAGCUGUCAGUGGCCAAAUGGCCCACACAAAUCGAUUUUCAAGUUUGGGCUUGAAAUAACGUCACAUUGUGUCCAGUUUCCAGAGAGUUCCAGACAUGGGCAGGCCAGACUCCAGAGUAAUAACAGACCAUAUUCAGUCAAACAGUCCCAAGUCCAGCAGUUUGUGACGAACUGGGUCACCAUCAGCAACAGUUCAUUGAAUUAGGAGUGUAUUUAUAAAUGAAAUAAUACAACAUACUCCAAGUUAAACUUUCUGCCGUCGAAGAACCUAGAACUUUGAAUUUAACAUUGAUUUCCUAACAUUAAAUCAUCGUAAAACAAAUGUCAGCAAUGUCCUAGAUUCGUGAAAAACGCAUUGCAUGGCCUUCAGUUGUUAUUUCAACAAAGUUGUUGUUAUGUUUGAUGUCAUUGCAGUUGAUUUGAAUGCUCGCUCAUGCCUGGUCGUGUGAACAUGACUAACUGACAUGUGCACUGAGCUAAAGGGCGCAAUGGUGGAGUAUUAUGAUGUUCUGGGUGUGUCACGAAAUGCUUCUCCAGAUGACAUCAAGAAAGCUUACAGGAAACUGGCUCUGCUGUGGCACCCUGACAAGAACCCAGACAACAAGGAGGAGGCGGAGAGAAAAUUUAAGGAGAUAGCAGAGGCCUAUGAAGUUCUUUCAGACAAAGGCAAACGGGAAGCUUAUGACAGAUACGGUAGAUCGGACCUGCCAAGCUCAGGCUUUGGAAGCUCCUCAUUUCAUGACGACUUACCAGGAUUCACCUUCACAUUCCGCAGCCCAGAUGAGGUAUUUCGAGACUUCUUCGGAGGGCGGGACCCAUUCGCUGACUUCUUUGAUGAGUUACCAUUUGGCGGAAUGCACAGUGGGUUUCACAGCUCCUCCAGGCUUGGGCCCAGUCACUUCUUCUCAUUUCCCUCAGCAAAUGUUGACUUCAACUCCUUCUCUUCUUCAAUUGGAGGGAUGGGCAGCAUGGGAGGGGCAAACUUCAAGUCUGUUUCUACUUCCACUCGUAUUGUCAACGGAAAACGGAUCACCACAAAAAAGGUCACAGAAAAUGGACAGGAGAGAACAGAGGUUGAGGAGGACGGGGUUCUGAAAUCUAUCCUAAUCAAUGGUGUGGAGGAUGAGAUGGCCUUAGCUUUAGAACUGAGACAUAGAGAGCAGCCGGGUCAGCCUUCCAGACAGCCACUGCUCCGGCCCCCCAACAACAGCUCUCCAAACCCUGCCCUGCGCUCCUUCAGUGCUGCCCCUUUGUAUAAAUGUCCUGAUGCCAGCGAAGAUGAGGAUGACGAAGACCUGCAGAUUGCACUGGCCUACAGCUUGUCGGAGAUGGAGGCCCAGGAGUGGGCAAAGGACAUGAUCUCUGGUGCUGGGGGAGGGAAGGUGAAGCAAACAAGGGGUGAUGGUAGUGGUGAAUGUGGGAAUGGCAGGCGUGCCACUGAGGAAAUCAAAUCUGAGAGGGCUGGGACAGAUGAUUCAGCACCCAGCACCCCCUGUUCUCCAGAGGAUAGAGUAGCAGAUAAGGGACAGGCUAGGGGUUCCAAACAUUUGCAUCCAGAGAGUGUUGUUCUGAAGGAGAGUGAAAAAACAGUGGCCAAUGGGAAUAAUAUGAUCAAAAAGAAGAGAAAGUGUCAUUGCGUGGUCUGUUAGUAAGCGUGCGUGGAAUAAUCUUGCUUGUUGAACUUGUGUGAUGUUAGCAGUGUGUUAGCCCUACGUUCAUCUGGUGUGUUUUUGAUACUUCCUGAAGUGUUGGACUGUGCCUUGACUUAUAGCUCUCUGUUUCUUGUGUCAAGGCUCAUGGCAUUGUGCAAGGAUGAUUGUGCUGAUUUUGUAUAUUCUUUCCUUGAGAUAUAAAUAACAUAUGCCAAAAUGUGUUUAUUCACCACAAUCUGCUUAAUACACUGACUACAGGUAAAGCUGGUGCCACACUAGCAAACUCAAAACUCACUGCAAUUCCCUUUCACAUGGAGCUCGCCGAAAUAACAACAGGAGUGUUGUGGCUCUGCCUUCUGAUGGAUAAAAAGGCAGGAAAACACUUUGUGAAAGAAUCACUAUGAAUUACUCUAGCGUUUGUGAUAAUAUACUUCUGAGUGUGAUAAAACUCAGCUUCACAUCUUGUCAGUUCUUCAGUAAAAGAAACAUAUUGUUCACUUGAUGAGAAUGCAAGAGCCCGACUCGGCAACAAAUCCAUAUUUUCAAGCAAGCUUGAUGUGCCUUUUCAGUUUUUGAAACCAUUAAUUCAGAGGGAGUCCCAUCAGUCAAGUGAUUAAAUGUACAUUCGCGUCUCUCAGCGGUAUGUCAUUAGUCUCCCUCCGCUUGACUGGCUGAAAAUCACUGGAAAAAUCAGCUAGUAUGGCACUGGCUUAAUACGCAAUAAAUGUUGAAAAAUUAAAGGGUAAGCAGUUUUUUUUUUUUAAGAAGGAUGAAGCUGCAAGCCGUGCUCCAAAUAGGGUUGGGAUUUCCAAACCCACAGCAAAGACCUACAGAGCCCCAAAUCUGUCCCUUUCCCUAACUCUAUCCGUGUGUCGCCCCCUUUUGGAGUUGGACCAACCCCCUUCUGGAGUUACCCCGCCCUCUUUUGGAGAUUAAUUCUGUCCCCAUUUGGAGAUCUUUGGGCUGCAGCUAUACCUGCUUGAUUUUGUUUUUAGAACCAUGCAAAAAAAAGCAAUAUUAGCUCAUAUCAAUAUUAGCAAAUAAAAAAAAAACGCCAGCUAUACGGUAGUGUCAGAAAUGCUCUCUGCCUAUGAAUCGUUUUUCUCAGUCAGGCAAAUAAAAGACUGAAUGCACCUUUUGAAGUUAGCAAAAUAGUUGCAGGUAGCAAAACAGCUGAAAUUGCUUAAAGCACCUUUAAAUGAAGUAUUAAAUAUGAAAUGUUGCCAUUUUUUUAUUACCACUAAAUUGAAAUAUAUAAAAUUGCAGCAGAGCAAGUUAGAGUUUUUCAGUUGUUUCAAGUGCCUCAUUCCUGGUUGUAUUUUUUUGAGAUGAAGAUUUUUUAUUUUUUUUUUUUUUUAAAAGAAAUCACACCAAUUUUCAUUUUCCCCUGAUUAAUUUGAAAAUAGUUAUAAAAUUUCAAACUCUGGGAACUUUUAAAAGAUUGUAGAUCCCUAUUUUUUUUUUUUCAAUUCAUUACAAUGUGCCAAAUAACUGAUUGACAAUGACCCUCAUUUCUAGUUCAAUAUUGAUAAUGAUUUGUGCCUUUUUUGUUAAGAUUAAAAUGCAUGGCUGUGGUUGCCAUAUUUCAUGUGUCAGCUCAUGUACAUGUUGGCCAAAAAAGCACAUUUUAAUUAUUGUUGAUUGCCUGUGUAGUUUCUUUCAUAAUAGCCAGCAGGUGUGUGAUCUGAAAUGAACUAUCAAAACUUCAAUAAAUCAACAUUUGUUCUGCUUAAAAAACACUAGACAAAGGACAAAACGUUAGAAUGUUCUGCCAUGUGAAUGUUUAUGAAACAAGUUAUUUUGUGUAAUUAUAUAAACUGUAAAGCAAAACCAAUUUAUUUACAAACAUCUUUACUCUCUUUGAAAAUGUUAAUUGAGACAGCAUGUCUCAAUUCAGAAGUAUCCUAAUUCGGGGGGGGAUUCAGUUCUUUGCUCAGAAAGUGAUAUUUAAAUGACUAUAUUGUUAAUAAAUGCUGUUUUAAUCAUUGGCAACCUGAAGUUGUUGACACUAAUGUAAGAAACAAUGAAUUCUAAUAAAUCAGUUAU